Symbiodinium pilosum is the source of this 181-nucleotide messenger RNA. NCBI's taxonomy places the organism in Eukaryota, Dinophyceae, Suessiales, Symbiodiniaceae. The record is from the annotation of a GenBank genome assembly.
GUUAUGGUCAAAAACGUGCCUGUGAAAUGUGGCCAACGUCGCCUGCUUCGCCAAUUCCUUGGUGCCGGCUUUCAGGGCAAACUGGAUUUCAUUUACCUUCCCAUGGACCCGCGAAGUCGAUCCAGUCGUGGCUUUGCCUUUGUCAACCUGACGACCGUGGAGUCUGCACAUCAGUUCUACC